CAUACUGUCCAUAAACGGAGAUCCAUUGAUAUGACAGAAGCUGUGGAUAUGGGUGGACGUGCUUGGUCGCUCUGAUCUGGGGACUAUCUUGUAGAAAUGCAGCUCUCUACACAUUAAAGAUAGUGGUUUGCAUCCAAGGGUUGGAUCUCAUUUCUUUGAUCACACUUUUGGGUAUUCUUCAGGUCGAUAAUUGGCAUUCCAGGUCCAUCAUGGCAGCCAUACAUCCUCUCGAUCCUAUACAGCCGCAAGAGAUACGAAAUGCUGCAUUACUGUUGCAGAAAAGGUUCCCACAGGCCACGAUUCGCUUCAAAGUCAUCGAUAUGUUUGAACCACCCAAAAAUGAGGUCUUCGCUCACAUCCAGAUGGGAAAGAAGCCCAGUGGCUCGUCUGAUCGUCGAGCUCAAAUAUAUUUCCACCGCGACAAAUCCUCUGUGAUGUCAAAAGCGAUCGUGAACGUUUCACAGGCCACUGUGGAAAAGGUCGAAGAUCUACCAGACGUGCAAGGUCCAGUAGAUCUGGAAGAAUGGGAAGCUGUGCAUGAUGCUUGCAACAGCCACCCAAAGGUCCAAGAGGAGAUUGCGAAAUUGAGGUUACCACCGGGAGCCAAGGUCAUCAAUGACCCAUGGGCAUUUGGAACCGACAAUGUCGAGGAACGAAGACGUCUAUUUCAAUGCUACAUGUACAUUGUGCUCAGCGAUGACCCAGAAAGCAACCACUACUCGAUACCUGCACCGAUAUCGCCUGUUUUCGACGCAAAUACGCUCGAGCUUCUCUGGAUCGAUAGGCUUCCUCUGGGCUCUGGUUCCGAGGCAGACCAAGAAACUCAACCAUGGCUCCCAACCAAGCCUAUCGAAUACAGUGCUUCAAUUCUGGGCGACGCUUACUUUAGACGAGAUCUAAAACCACUCCAGAUCGUUCAACCAGAGGGACCGUCAUUCUCUGUCGAGAAAAACAUCAUUUCCUGGCAAAAGUGGCGAUUUCAUCUAGGUUGGACACUGCGUGAAGGGCCUGUUAUUCAGAACGUUACCUACGACGGCCGCUCCCUCUUCUAUCGAGUGUCCAUGAGCGAGAUGACCGUACCAUACGGUGACCCACGAACUCCAUACCACCGAAAACAGGCCUUUGACCUCGGAGAUUCCGGUUUCGGCAUUAUGUCCAAUAGUCUACGUCUGGGCUGUGACUGCCUCGGCCUGAUCAAGUAUUUCGACGGCUGGAGAUGUACGAGCAAAGGAGAGCCCGUAUUGAUGAAGAAUGUCGUCUGUAUGCAUGAGGUGGACAACGGCAUCGGCUGGAAACACACCAACUAUCGCAACGGAGAGACCUCGGUCGUCCGUGACCGACAACUAGUGAUUCAAUGCACCGCGACGCUGGCCAACUACGAAUACAUACUGGCCUUCGUGUUCGACCAGGCUGCCAAUCUCCGUGUCGAGGUCAGAGCGACAGGCAUCGUCUCUACAAUGCCAAUCCGCUCCGGCAUUCACUCAGACUGGGGCACCGUCGUGGCUCCAGGCGUCCUUGCCGUCCACCAUCAACACAUCUUCAGUGUCCGCAUUGACCCUGCUCUUGACGGACAGGCGAAUUCUAUCCUUUACGAGGAUUGUGUGCCGCUUGCGGAUCCCGAAUCUGAUCCAUUUGGAUGCGCUUUCAAAGUCCAGAGCAAUACCAUCACGAAGCCAGGAGGCUACGAGCUCGAUCUCACCAAGGCGAGAACCUACAAGAUUGUGAAUUCAGCCUACCAUAAUCCCAUCUCCAAGAAACCGGUCUCUUAUAAGCUUCAUGCUUUGCCUUCACAGAUGAUGAUGAUGGGCGAAAAGGGUUUCAACCGUAAACGAGCUCUUUUUGCUACUAAGCCCAUAUGGGUCACCAAAUACGGUGACGACGAGUUGUACGCGGCCGGCGAAUUCACGAACCAGAGCCGCGAAGACACGGGUCUUGCGGUCUGGACGAAGAGGCCAGACCUGGUCAGCGACGAAGACGUGGUACUUUGGCACACAUUCGCCAUCACCCAUGUUACCAGGCCUGAAGCUAACAUGCACCCCUUCUACGCAGAUUUCCCCGUGAUGCCCCACGAAGGCAUGUCAAUCAUGUUGAAACCAAGCAACUUCUUCGAGUCGAAUCCCAGCAACGAUGUUCCCAGAUCCAGCCAGGCUGUCCACCACUCGGCCCGUCUUUGA
Molecule: messenger RNA, 2174 nt
Organism: Exophiala viscosa
Lineage: Eukaryota; Fungi; Ascomycota; Eurotiomycetes; Chaetothyriales; Herpotrichiellaceae
Product: copper amine oxidase
Exons: 3
Coding region: 210-2174 (654 amino acids)
Biological process (GO): amine metabolic process
Molecular function (GO): copper ion binding; primary methylamine oxidase activity; quinone binding
Source: RefSeq, a predicted model, not a curated record